AUGAAUCGGUGGACUUGUAAAUCUACUGAUAUGUUGCUGAAGUUCUUGCAUCAAGUAUUUCCUACAGCUUUGAUUCCCAGUUCAUAUUACGAGGCAAAAAAUUUCAUCCGUGAGUUGGGGCUGAAGUGUGAAAAGAUCCACGCCUGUGAAAAUGAUUGCGCACUUUUUUGGAAUGAAAAUAAAGGCCUUGAUCAUUGUCCAAAUGAAAAAUGUAAAGCACCGCGGUAUAAAUCUCCAAAUUCCAAAAUACCUAGAAAGGUGUUGCGUUAUUUUCCAUUAAAACCAAGGCUGCAAAGACUGUUUGUGAACAAAGAGAUUGCUCGGGAUAUGAGGUGGCAUAAGGAGAGACGUGUAGAUAAUGAGAACAUGAUGCGACACCCUGCUGAUUCAUUAGCUUGGAAGGAUUUUGAUAGAAAUCACAAGUCCUUCGCUGAAGAUCCUAGAAAUGUGAGGCUAGGACUUGCUAGUGAUGGCUUUAAUCCCUUUGGAACCAUGAGCAAUUCAUACAGUAUAUGGCCUGUUAUCCUUGUUCCUUACAAUCUACCUCCUUGGAAAUGCUUAAAAGAUCCAUUUUUUUUCCUAUCAAUGAUUAUUCCUGGUCCCAAAGCACCUGGAAAUGACAUUGACAUAUUCUUUAGACCACUAGUUGAUGAGUUAAAAGAGUUAUUUGCCACUGGUGUGGAGACAUAUGAUGCCUUCAGGGAGGAGAAGUUCAUGUUACGUGCAGCACUUUUGUGGACAAUAAACGAUUUUCCAGCAUAUGGCUAUUUGUCGGGAUGGAGUACAAAAGGGUACAAGGCAUGUCCUAUGUGCUUAGAUGAGACGACUAGUCUAUAUCUUAAUAAUGGUCACAAAUGUUGUUACAUGGGCCAUCGCCGUUUUCUGCCUAUUGAUCAUAAAUGUCGUCGAGAAAAAAAGCAAUUUAAUGGAGAAAGAGAACAUAGACAGCCUCCUAGGACCCUAUCAGGUGAGGAAGUCCUCCAACAACUUCUUCGUAUUGAGCAAGUUGAGUUUGGCAAGGCACCUGAUUUGCUGCAACAAAAGAAAAGAAAACGCGUGCAGAACAGUUCAAAUUGGAAGAAGAAGAGCAUAUUCUUUGAACUUCCAUAUUGGAGUACCAAUAAAAUUAGACAUAAUUUGGAUAUUAUGCACAUUGUCAAGAAUGUAUGUGAAUCUUUGGUAGGUACAUUAAUGAAUAUCCCUUCGAGAACUAAGGACACAUGGCAGGCUAGGGAGUAUUUAAAAGAAAUGGGAUUAAGGGAAGAGUUGCAUCUACAACCGGGAGGUGGCACAUCUAAAGUUAUGCCACCUGCAUGUUACACUUUAUCAAGCCUAGAGAAAAAGAAUUUCUGCCAGUUUUUUAGCACUAUCAAGUUCCCGGAUGGCUUUGCUUCAAACAUUCCUCGAUGUGUGAAGACCAAGGAGCGUCAACUUUUAGGAAUGAAGAGUCAUGACUACUAUGUGUUCAUACAACGACUUCUUCCACUAGCAACUAGAGGAAUGCUGUCAAAAGAUGUAUCUCAGAUUUUAGUAGAGAUCAGCAAUUUUUUUCGAAAAAUUUGUUCUCGAACUCUCUAUCUAGAUGAGCUGGAAAUGCAGGAAAAAAAUAUUAUUUUAAUACUAUGCAAACUUGAGAAAAUUUUUCCUCCAAAUUUCUUUGAUGUAAUGGUCCAUUUAAUGGUCCAUUUACCCACUGAAUCCAAGAUUGCUGGACCAGCCCAAUACCGGUGGAUGUUUCCAUUUGAGAGGUAUUUGCAUGAUGUUCCGACCAGGUUUAAUCAAACGGAACGAAAUAUGGAGAAACACGAAGCUGCUGGAAAAUUAUCUAUAUUUUCUAGCUUGGCUCGGCCCUUUGGGGCAGCACUGAUUGGUUAUCUAAGUGAGGUUGAAUUGCAAAGAAUACACCUAUUCAUCUUGAAAAAUUGUGAAGAAGUAGAUGCUUACAUGAGGGAGCAUAGACAAAUUCUUGAAAAGCAAAAUUUAUCGAGCGUACAGCAAAGGCUAGACUCGAAGUUUUCAAAGUGGUUUGAAAAACGUGUCAUGUAUACACAUGCACGUGGAGAAUGUACUGAUGAAUUGUUGUCCUUGGCUAGAGGACCUGAUUUUCGAGUCAAUACAUUUGUUGGCUGUAAUGUGAAUGGAUUUAGAUUCCACAUUAAGGCUCGGGAAAGAGAAAGAAAGACACAAAAUAGUGGAGUUAUGGUAAAGGGGGAGCAUGCUGAUAAAGAAACAUACUUCUAUGGUACAAUUACUGAUAUAGUUGAGGUUGAAUACUCAUUUACUCAAAAUCGAGUAGUUGUGUUUAAAUGUGAUUGGUGGGACUUGAGAAAUACUUCGGGAAUCAAAGUAGACAAGCAGAGCAAUAUCACUAGCAUCAACAUGUCAAAAACAUGGUACUCAGACCAGCCUUUUAUAUUAGCAUCCCAAGCUGAACAAGUUUUCUAUCUUCAAGAUAUGAAGCUUGGAGGUAAUUGGCAUGUUGUAGAGUUAGUUAGUCCACGCUCAUCUUAUGAUGUUCCUGAGAAGCAUGAAGAUGAUUUGGUUGAUAACGAAGAGGCUUACCAAGAAGAAUAUCAUGAAGAUUUGAUUGGUGUACAAGAAAAUCUUGAGUUGGUCAGUUUGAAGAUAGGAGAUGUGCAAACUGAAGAAAGGAUAGAGGCUGGUGCUAUGUUUUUUAUAGAAUUGUCAGCUAGCCGUACAAGGCAAUUGGAUGACAAUUUUAUUGAUAAUGAUGAGGAAAUUGAGCAACAAUUCAAUUCUGAGGAUGAAAAUGAACAAUUUGUACAAAUCGAUGACUAUGAAUCAGAUUAA
Messenger RNA from Coffea arabica (coffee), 2811 nucleotides. RefSeq lists its product as uncharacterized. NCBI's taxonomy places the organism in Eukaryota, Viridiplantae, Streptophyta, Magnoliopsida, Gentianales, Rubiaceae. The record is from RefSeq and is a predicted model, not a curated record.